Limulus polyphemus (Atlantic horseshoe crab) is the source of this 825-nucleotide messenger RNA. RefSeq names its product transcription factor Sox-14-like. NCBI's taxonomy places the organism in Eukaryota, Metazoa, Arthropoda, Merostomata, Xiphosura, Limulidae. Gene Ontology annotation, molecular function: RNA polymerase II cis-regulatory region sequence-specific DNA binding; DNA-binding transcription factor activity, RNA polymerase II-specific. Bases 1 to 825 code for a protein of 274 amino acids. The record is from RefSeq and is a predicted model, not a curated record. Gene Ontology annotation, biological process: cell differentiation; anatomical structure morphogenesis; regulation of DNA-templated transcription. The transcript has a single exon.
AUGGUUGACGGAAUGAAUAGUACAAUCAGCCCCGAGGGUCCCAGUCCUGGGAGCGGCAAACAAGAACAUAUCAAACGCCCCAUGAAUGCAUUCAUGGUGUGGUCUCGUGCUCAGCGUCGAAAGAUUGCUCUCGAAAACCCUAAGAUGCAUAACUCCGAGAUCAGCAAAAGAUUAGGAGCUGAGUGGAAACAGUUAUCCGAGGACGCAAAACGACCUUUUAUUGAUGAGGCCAAGCGGCUAAGGGAGCAACAUAUGCGGGAACACCCCGAAUACAAGUACCGACCUAGAAGGAAACCCAAACCACAGAUGAAGAAACCAGAAACUUAUCCCUUUCCUUUGCCCUACAUCCCUGGACACAUGGAUCCUCGAGCUUAUAUGACUUCUGCAGCCAUGCAGCAAGCAGCUGCUGGAUAUUCAGAAAAGCAACAAAUGGCAGCAGCCGCCAUGCAAUCUUCUUUCUCUCCAUACUCCAUGGGUUCUCCGUACUGCACACCUUUGACACCUUCGGAAUCUACAUCCAGUUUUGCUAAACUUAAUGCUACUCCUGCAUCCCCAUCCGUUACCUACAAAAACGAUAUUACUGCUCAUUCUUCUGGCACAACGGCUGGUUCUCUCUACGGUGCAGCAGGAUUCUAUCCGCCAGGAUUAACUUCCAUCAACUCUCCGAUGUCCGGCAUGUCCACCAGCCAAGUUCCGGUCAGUAUGGCACAUCUCAGCCCAGCGUCUUACGCAGCCUCAGCCUACAUGUCAGCGUACGGCUACGGACCUGCUGGGUAUGGACCAUCUAGUGAUCCACAACGUCGAAAUCUUCCCAUGUUGUUUUAG